Molecule: messenger RNA, 1134 nt
Organism: Panicum virgatum (switchgrass)
Lineage: Eukaryota; Viridiplantae; Streptophyta; Magnoliopsida; Poales; Poaceae
Exons: 1
Coding region: 248-535 (95 amino acids)
Source: RefSeq, a predicted model, not a curated record
GGGGAUUCAAUGGGCGCCCGCGUACAAAAGCGACGCCACGGCGCGGCGAGUUCCUCGUGCCAAUUUAUCCUUCCCAGCUCAGCCACGGCACGCCCACACCAUUGCAUAAAAGACGGCGGCGAUCGCGUUGCUGGGCCGGGGAGCUCAUCGGAACACGCCGCAGCGAUCGCAGAGGCGUAGUGAGCUGCCCGGCGUCGGAGGUGGAGCGUGCGUGCGUGCGGGCGGGGAUCGGAUCAUUGAUAGAUCGAUGGCUCUGGAAGCGGCGGAGGCGGUGCUGCUGCGGCGGCGGCCGUUCCAGGCGGCGGGCGGCGGCGACGGGGAGGUCUCGGAGGGCGGGCAGCCGCCCGUGUUCCUCGCCGCGGAGAGGGGCCGGCCGGUGGACCCGGUGGUCUGGGGCGACGAGGCGCAGAUGAAGCGGGAGCUCGUGGCGUGGGCAAAGGCCGUGGCGUCCAUGGCGGCGGCCGGCAAGAUGCGCACCACCACCUCCUCCUCCUCAACGCCGUCGUCGCCGUGGCUACGCGCAUCAGAUCCUUGAUGGAUCGGUCUGUAGACCGAUCGAUCGAUCGAGGAGCUGAGCCUUCCCCUGAUCCGGUGCACGGUCAUCGGAAUUUUCACUUAACAGAUACAAGUGCCGAUUCUGGUGAGCUAGAGCAUGAAGGACACCAUCUGUCAACUGGCCACUGGCACAUCGUCUUCCUUCUAUUCUUCUUCUUCUUCCCCUUCAAUUCAUUCGACAGGAUCUCCUGUCAUGGUUAUUGUACAUAUGCUGAUUUUCAGAGGAAAGUUCUUGAGAUGUAGCUCCUCUAGUCUAGUUGGCUAGAGGAGCUGAGGUAUGGUCGUCCCACAAGGUCGCGAAUUCAAAUUUUGGCUGGGACGAAUUUUCGUUUGUGGGUAAAAAAAAUCUCCCUCGCUGUGCUCGCCGCAAGAUUUGGCCCUCUCGGACAUGGGACAGGAUUCGGGGGAUUUUUCCGCGGCCGGGUGAAGCCGUGUUACUUUCUCUUAAUGAAAAACGGUGGGGUCCGUUCACCCCGGCCGCAUUUUUUUUUUUGAGAUGUACCGUAUUGAGUCUGUACAGGAUGAUAGUGGGAUAUGUAUGUACAAUAUAAAAUUUUCUCCCUACCAGUUCCAUACCGU